GCCGGUUGGUGUUUUCUGUUCCUCGAAGGGCCAAUCAGAGGAACGGGAGAGCGGAAGCAGCGCCUGCCGGCCAAUCGCGGCCGCGCUGGGCGGGUAGCGGGUUGGGCUGCGGUCGCAAGGGGCGGGCUUGGCUGCGCCGAGUCUGUCAGGCUGAGGUGGGGUAAACACAGACGGGCGCUGGGACGGCGGCGGCGGCGGCGGCGUUGCGGGGAAGCGAGAGGACGAGCCGGCCAGCCCGGCAAAAUGGCGGCCGCCGCGCAGGUGUGCGAGAACAUCCAGAUGCUGCUGGAGGCGGCCGAGUUCCUGGAGCGCCGCGAGCGAGAAGCCGAGCACGGCUACGCUUCCAUGCUGCCCUACAGCGCGAAGGAAAGGGAGGCCCUGAAGAGGAGGAGCAGGCCCAAGAAAGGCGGCGGCGGCGGCGGCGGCAGCAGAUCAACACAUAAUGAAAUGGAGAAGAAUAGGCGUGCUCAUCUGCGAUUGUGCCUGGAGAAGCUUAAAGGGCUGGUGCCUCUUGGGCCAGAAUCCAGUAGACAUACUACACUGAGUUUACUAACAAAAGCUAAAUUGCACAUAAAGAAACUUGAAGAUUAUGACAGGAAAGCAAUACACCAAAUAGAUCAGUUGCAGCGAGAACAGCGGCAUCUGAAAAGGCAGCUGGAGAAACUGGGCAUUGAGCGCAUACGAAUGGACAGUAUAGGGUCGACAGUUUCUUCCGAACGGUCAGAUUCGGACAGAGAAAUUGAUGUGGACGUGGAGAGCACAGACUAUCUCACCGGGGACCUGGACUGGAGCAGCAGCAGCAGCAGCCCACCGAGCGAUUCCGACGAGAGGGGCAGCUUGCAGAGCGUCUGCAGCGAUGAGGGCUAUUCGAGCGCCGGCAUUAAGAGAAUAAAGCCGCAGAACCAUCUUAAGGCCUGCCUCAGCCUAUAAGGAGCCAGUAGCGCCCCCUCCCCUGCCCCAUCCACUGCUCUUUCCUUCUUGGAUUUCGCUAGGUAGUAUGUUGUUGGACCGCUCCACAAUUCUCUUGCACGUAAACUUCUUGUACCAUCAACAUUACCAAAUUCUGCUUUGCCUAAGUCUGAAAACAGUGCAUAGUGUUGUGGGUGACAAGUUCCUCCCUGGAGCUCCCUUCUGAUGGCAUCCGCUAGCUUCUCUUUCCUAUCCGUAAAUUCAUCUCUGUGAGACUGAACAUUCCAGCCAGAAUUCUUAGCCCCCGGAAUAUUAUUGCAGUAACAGCCUCACAUGUGUUUUGGGCCUGUGCUGCAAUUGCUUAAUAUUCUGGGUGAAGAUCUUCACCCCGAGGUAGUAGGGCCGAUGGUGAUAUAUGCUGUUUGGAAACCAAAGCCAGACUAGUCUUCAGGCGUGACCACUGUAAAAGGAACCCUACUUUUUUUGACAUUCAUUGUAUCGCAGCAGCAGGCAGAAGUUAAAAAUGAUACGACAGGCAUGAAAGAACAUGUGCUUGUUGGGGAAUUGUGCAGUGAAUCUUUCCAGUCGCUGUUAAAAAAUUAUUCUGAAAUGUCCCAAGUCAUUCUAGUAAUGAAGUAGCCAACCCUGAGGUUGGAAAUAGGCUUGAGAGAGGUAACUAAGAGACUAAACUAAGUUUGGCAGAAGAAGAGCCGGCUGAGUGGAAUUGUACCGGAGGCUCUAAAUGGGAGUUGGGGGAUGGUUUUCUCUCUGAGCUGCCUAUCCCGGUAGGAUCUCAAUAUUUUCACGUCAGAUGACCAAAUACGACACUUGUGCAAUCUUGAUUAUGUCGUCUUUGCAUUGACAGCUGCACGUUCCUUUUGUUGCUAGCAGCUCUUCGGGCUGCUGAGUCUUGCUUUUUGUCUCUGGGACAAUUCUUUCUACCUCAGAGAGAUGAACAAAGCUGAUCUCAACCCCUUUAGCACAAAUGAAUUAUGAUGCCUCGUUUGUAUACUUGGUACUAGUCCGACCUGUUUCCUUAAAAAUUCAGCAAUAACUGAGUGACAAAGUUAGCUGCGCUAGCUUUCAAUUAAUGACUGAGGAGACGGCCUCAGAGUAAUUCCAUGGUUGCCCUCUUGGCAUUCUAGCACUUCUUUUACCAGAUGAAAUUCUUUGGGAGACCUCCCAAUGUGCCGUGUGUGGUUUUGGUUUGGAUGUUGGAUGUUGGAUUUCUUCUCUGCCCCCUUUUGGCCCUGUCUCUGCACUCCUGACAGCAGCAGCGUUUUUCAUCUAAGCUAAGUAGAGCACAUGCAAAUGUACAUAAUGUGGUCUAUAAAUAGUAUUUAUUCAUUUUUAUAUCAACCUAAUGUACUAUUCUUAUGAUUUUGUGCUUUUAUAGAUGAUUAGGAAACUUUGUAUGUCAAGGUCUAAUGAACCUUCCUUUUCCCCUUCUUUUUGCUUUGAACUGCCCAGUUUAUUGGCUGCCAGUGACUUUUAACAAGGAUUCUUUGUAUGCAGCUAGUUCUUGCCCAGCACUUACAGACUGUCAAAGAGACAGUCAAGCAACUUCCUGCCACUUCACUCUCAAAGGGCUAUGUGGCAAGUUGCGCUUUACUAUGUAUACCAUGUUUGCUUGUAUCCACUAGCAGAUACCCAAGCAAAUACUGUGAAAAUGGAUUUAUUUUAAGAAAUAUUUUAAGAAAGUCAGUUUUUGACAUGGGAAAUGGGGCUAGUGGAUGGCUAAAAAUCUCCAUAUCAAUUUCUUGGAGCUGUCUCGAAACAAAACAAAACAGAAGGAACAAGAGCUGGAAUUCUCAGUGGUCCGGCUGACUUGCAUUGGCCUCUUCCUUGCUUAGAGAUUUUCCUGCAUCCGUCUAGCCCCCGGCUGGCAUCUAGGAGUCCCUGCUGGAAACCCUUCGGAGAGACUGAGCUCCCAGCCUGCAAUUUGCACCCCCUUGAUUUGGACACGUUGCUUGCCAGAAGCCCUUGAGUUUCUCUCUCUCUGUUAAUGAGUGGCAUGAAAUUGCCUCUCACAUUCAACUCCAUCUUGUCAUCUUAGAGUUCAAAGUAGCCUUUGGCUUGGAAGGUAUUUGGUAAGGUAAAAUUAGUAUGUUUUUCUUUAGAAGUAACAAAAUUUACUGUGGUUUUUUUUUUUUUUUUUAUUAUUAUUAUUGUGCCUUUCAUGAGUUACUGGGCACUGUUUACUUCAGACCUCUCCUGGCCAGGAGGACUCCCCCUCUGAAUAGAUGGAAGCUGCGGAUAUAUCCAUAGUGCAUUUGAGAAAAUAGAUUUUGGAGGGUGCAACCAUUCUCUUCUUUAGUAAAGUAGUUUUGUUUUGUUGUCCUUCUUGCGAGCCAGUAAUUGAGCUUUGCACUUUCUGGAUGUGGUCCUUUCAAAAUGUGGGUGGUACAGAAAAUAAUUAUAAUUCCAUAAAGGAUGCACUAGUUUCAGAAACUAGAUUAAAGCUAUCUGUGAUGUUUCAAAAACAUCUAAAUGAACAGAUGAGUUCUCCUAGAGGCUGUUAGGGCCCCUCCCGGUGUCUCGGUGAGGACUGGUCUUGGCUGCUCCAUGCAUCUGUGGCCCUUCGGUCCAUCCCUGAGACGGUUGCCCCAUUGCACGCAGGCUCCAGAACGCCUGAACCCUGCCCAAGCACUCGGAGGGUCGUGUAGCACUGUGCCAUGUUUUUCAAUAGCGGUGUAGCUGUGGGUGAACAGCCACACCUGUUGCCUUGUCGAGGGAGAGGAGCUGAAGUUUUCUAGGCUGCUAGGGUGCCCUGCAACAGUCGUGCAGGCAGCAGGGACGGUGGGCCCUCAAAAUGCGACAUUCUGGUGUGGCCAGACUUUCUGCCGCAUUCACUGAUCCACCAGCGUUAUUAUGUAAUAAGCUGCAGAAAAUUAAUUUUGUAGAUCAUUAAUGGGGAGCUGCGUUUCCGUAUCUGUGUUUACAGCUGGAAGUUUGUGUGGAUGUGCGUGUGCAUGGGUGCAUUUAAAAGAUCACACUAAACGCUGCGGCACUGAGCAACUUUUUUGCAGACAGUAAAUCCAGGGGAUACUUGGUUGGAAAUGGAAGUUGAGAAUUUGUGCUCUUAUUCAUCAAAAAUAAACAUGGCUGUCAGGGUGACAAUCUGAAAUAUCCCAAAAGUAUUGUCUUUACCUGGUGAAUCUUUUCCUGAGUGUUGAACACCCAGAAAUUUUAUUACUGUGUAUUUUUCUAAUAAAGCAGAGCUUUCAAGGUGCUGAUAGAGACAUCUUGUGAACUUUUUUUCCAGGGUUUGUGUGAAUACCUGUUUUUGAUUCAAAUUCAAAGCACUUAUUUGAAAUGUGUAAUUAGGUGCCACAAACAAGGUUGCAGAGCUCUGGGCAUUAGCAGGGUGUGCACUGCCAACUGCCAUUUUAGCACUUUGUUCCCGCAAUGGGCCCUUCUCUCUUUCCAGGUUCCCAGAAUCUCUCUUGCUUCUCUUUAGAAUGCCAUUUCUGCCAUGAAGUUUACAAACACAGCCCAGAGGAGAGAGCCCUGUUGUGUUCUCUGGGAGGGAUGAGGGGGUGGGGUGGGGGGUAUUUUUUAAGUGCUCACUGCCUAAUUAAAUUUUGGCAUCUGAUGUACAGCAAUAUAAUGGGACUCAUAGAGCCCUUUUGCCUCCUUGGUCACAAAUUCAGGUUUUGACACUUAACUGUAUUGGGACGAAUACUGCUUUUACAUACCUAGUUAUGCAUUUGCUCCCCAAUUACAAAUAGUAAGUUGCAUCCUUGGGGGUUUUUUCCCCUUCCUGUUAACACACGUGGCUUUUUUCCUUUUAUGAUUACCUGAACUUCAUUGUACAACUAUGAAUCAAUGAUGCUUUUGUUUGAAAGAAUAGCUAUCCCAAAUUAUUGAGCAGAAGAAAUUUCUUUUUAUGCUACAAAAUGUAUGUAUCAAGAUUAUUUUAGCAAACCUCUUUAUUAUUUUAACUGUAUUGUCCGGUUGAAGGACACUUAAAAGUCUCUUUCUCCCUGGCUGCCAUCUGCUCUUCCCUCCUGACAUGCCCCAAAUUUGACUUGCUUGGGGCAUCUCUGGCUUUAGUAUCGUGCUGUUGUUUUCUAUUCGCCUGUGAACACGCAUCAUCAAGUAGGUGCUCUGAACAACACUUGCAAUUCUGAACUUUUGAAUUUGGUUUUGGAGUCUUCCAAAUUAUAACACAGCCUAAGCAGGGAACAGCGAGGGGGGGGAAGGGGGCGAGGAUUCAGUUUUCAAAUGUAAAUACCACAUCAUUACAAAUCCUGUGUCAAGACCAUAUAAUGGUGCUUUUUAUUACAGUUAGCACAUGCAUUUUUAGAAAUUACAUGUUUUAGACAACCUUGCUGUGUAUAUGUAUACUUCUGUAUUGUUCAACUGUUAGAAAAUAAAUUAUUUCAUUAUUAAAA
This is a messenger RNA of Pantherophis guttatus, 5306 nucleotides long. RefSeq names its product MAX dimerization protein 1 (gene MXD1). Gene Ontology annotation, biological process: negative regulation of transcription by RNA polymerase II. Gene Ontology annotation, molecular function: DNA-binding transcription factor activity, RNA polymerase II-specific; RNA polymerase II cis-regulatory region sequence-specific DNA binding; protein dimerization activity. The record is from RefSeq and is a predicted model, not a curated record. NCBI's taxonomy places the organism in Eukaryota, Metazoa, Chordata, Lepidosauria, Squamata, Colubridae.